UAUAUGUGUGACAUUGAAUACAUAAUUGCUAGGCAUCUCUGAAAUCAGGCAAGUGAAAACCAAAAAUAAAAUGGUCUCACAGACAGUUGAACUCUUAAAGAAUGAGAUUCCUCUGGAGCAGGAAUCAGUGGUUUUAGCUGAAGAUGCUGUAAAUGGUCUCGUUCUUGUGGACAUCAUAAAUGGCUUUUGCACAGUUGGUGCUGGAAAUCUGGCUCCAAGAGAAUCCAAUACGCAGAUUUCGGGAAUGAUCAGUGAAUCAGCAAGGCUGGCUAGAGUGUUCUGUGAGAAGAAUUUGCCGGUUAUGGCUUUCCUGGAUUCUCACCAUCCUAACAAGCCAGAGGACCCUUAUCCCCCUCACUGUAUUGUUGGCUCUGAUGAAUCAAAUCUGGUUCCAGCAUUAAGAUGGCUAGAGAAUGAACCUAAUGUAACAAUCAGGCGAAAGGAUUGUUUUGAUGGAUAUUUGGGCUCAAUACAAGAAGAUGGUUCAAAUGUUUUUGUAGAUUGGGUGAAGAAGAAUAAGAUAACAACUCUGCUGGUAGUAGGUGUGUGCACAGAUAUCUGCGUUCUAGAUUUUGUAUGCUCCACAAUGUCAGCUAAAAACCGUGGUUUUCUGGAGCCUCUAGAAAAUGUGGUGGUGUAUUCCCGUGCCUGUGCUACCUUUAAUGUCCCUCUGGAGGUAGCCAGAAAUACCAAAGGAGCUUUGGCACAUCCUCAGGAGUUUAUGCAUCAUGUAGGCCUAUAUAUGGCCAAAGAACGUGGAGCCAAGAUAGCAAAUGAAGUAUUGUUUGGUGCAGCAGGGAAGGUUUAAUAAACCGUGUUGUGUGGCCCUUCUGAAUAAGCUAUCUAAACAUACUUAUGUAAGGUUGGUCCAAUAAGGUGCAAAUGGUCAUGUCACAUGUGGUGGCAACCCCCCAUAGGACUACAUAUCAUAUGUAUUCACAAACACAAAAAAAGAAAAGAACACCGUAUCAUCAUAUGUAGAGUAUAAUCAUGUCCAAGUUAGACAAGGUUUAUAGCUAAAUAAGUCGAGAUUUUUUUCAAAACUUUAUUUAAUUAAAAAAAAUUCUAAGUCGUUUAAAAAAUCUUAGGUUUAAUAAGUCAAUCUAUAUUUAAAUAAACAAACAAUAUAACCAUAAUAAUAUCAUGGUUGAUAUUAUUUUAAUUGGUCUAAUUACACUUUUAUGCUUUUUUACCGUAGUUUCUCAAAUUUGAUCUCUUUAUUUUUGUAAAUUUGACCUUCCAGUAUUUGAUAGAAAUGUUAAUGUAAUUCUGACAUGAAUGUGACU
Glycine soja is the source of this 1286-nucleotide messenger RNA. Its product is annotated as nicotinamidase 1-like. Gene Ontology annotation, molecular function: nicotinamidase activity. The coding region runs from base 71 to 808 and encodes 245 amino acids. Gene Ontology annotation, biological process: pyridine nucleotide salvage. NCBI's taxonomy places the organism in Eukaryota, Viridiplantae, Streptophyta, Magnoliopsida, Fabales, Fabaceae. The record is from RefSeq and is a predicted model, not a curated record. The transcript has 5 exons.